CUACCGUCUAGUCAUAUAGAGAAACAGUUCUGCAUUUUAGGCCUGAGCUGAACCUGUCGCACACCCGUUUGUGUGUUCAUGAAGUUUUGAAAAGUUAUUUUCUCAGACAUUCAAAUCAAAAAACUCGCCAGAGGAAACUUUUUGAAUAAGUCACUCUUAUCCACCGGUGUAAAAUUAUUCCUAACAAUGGAUGACCAGACGGAAAUAAGCUCCACGACACCCUCAGAUGGCUUUCACGAUGCUGAAGAAGAAGAAUACAGAGAAGAAAAACACGCGAAGUCGUUGAUGGAUGAAGAAGGUGACUUCUUUGAAAGAGAGGCAGACGCUAAAAAUCCAGACUACGGUAGUAUCUUAGAUCUGGUCGGAGGAGCGGAAGAUGCGCUUGAGAGGCACAGGUCCACGCUGCCACGUACCGAAGAGCCUCAUCUGCUGGACUUUACAGAUCCAGAACCAUCAUCCACCUCUAAACCAGAACCAGAAGCUGUCAAACCAGCACCGAUCUGUGCUUUUGGAGGUGCGACAGCAAAACCGGAAGAAAAAGAAGAGAAAACAUCAGUCACACCAUCCAAAUCUAAAUCUUGUUGUUCAUUGGUGGACCUGCUGUAUUGGCGAGAUCUUCCGAGGACGGGGGUGGUGUUUGGAGCCAGUCUGCUCCUGCUGCUGUCUCUCAGCGCGUGCAGUAUUAUCAGCGUUAUCUCCUACAUGACCCUUGCCCUGCUGUCUGUCACCAUCUCCUUCAGGAUAUAUAAAGGCAUUUUACAGGCCGUUCAGAAGUCUGAAGAUGGACACCCCUUCAAGAUGUAUCUGGAUAAAGAUGUGGGGAUCUCUUCAGAGUUGGCUCAUAAGUACGGUGACACGGCUCUGGUGCACUUCAACUCUUUGAUUAAGGAGCUGCGACGACUCUUCCUGGUGGAGGAUCUGGUGGACUCGCUCAAGUUUGCAGUUCUCAUGUGGAUCCUGACCUAUGUUGGUGCCUUGUUCAAUGGUCUUACCAUUCUUAUUUUGGGUCUCAUAGGUGCUUUCAGUUGGCCGGUGAUCUAUGAAAAGCAUCAGGCACAAAUUGACCAUUACUAUGGACUGGUGAACAAACAAGUCAAAGAUGUUCUGGCAAAGAUCCAGGCCAAGAUUCCCGGAGCAAAGCCAAAGACAGAGUGAAGAAAGUUAGCUAGUGUGUUAUUUCCGUGCACGAGAAGUGAUGGUGGAACAAGCGAAGACAGACAGAACCGUGUUUGGUUUGGACAAAGGCCUUAGACGAUGCAAUGUAAACUUUACCCCCUCCCCUCCCGUCCCCCCAGUGUUUGAGUUGUUAGCGUAACUGAGAAUGAACCCUUUUUAAACCUCUUAUCAGUGUCUCUCACAAGCGGAGGCAUCACUUUCACAGUAGAUCUAGUUCUCCCUGUUUUGAAGUAAACACCAUUACAGAAUGUAGUCUGAGGAGCUGAUGUUGGCAAAGGCAGGAAUUGAUGAGGUUUUUUAAUUUAAUAUUCAUUCAGUGAAGCGUUCACCUCAUUUGAUUCAUUUCAGUGUGAUAAAGGGAGUACAUCUUUUGGUUACAAAGUUCCUUCACAACAAGUCUUUUGUUUUUAGCUCUUUUAUUUCUUCCCUUUUCGGUUGUACUUGGCGUGCAUUGAACACAGUGGUGUUGUUGUGUAACUGUGUUAAAGUUGGUGCAGUUCAGUCGUGUUCGAGGUGAAGAUGCUUCUAGUCUUCUGUUGCAGAGUUUAAGAGCAGUUUUAUUUCGCACAUAACAAGGGUUUAUCUGUUAUGGCAUAUUGCACCUAACUAUUCAUUGUUUUUAGCAGUUUAGUGAAAAACUAAAAAGAAUUAAAUAAAAAGCAAACUAGAAGGUAUGCUGUGUUGGCCCAUCACCUUCCUAUCAUGUCAAAAUCAACAUCAUGUUUGCAGAAUUUGCCGUCUCCAUCGUGGAUCGAAUACCUGAAACGGCACACACUCUAAAACUUCAAGCUCUGUUUCUUCAUGCAGGUCAUUUGUAAAUGAUAAUUCAGUUUUGAUGAAAAUAUGCUGAAGACUGUCUGUGAAAUGCGUUGUGAAAAAUAAGCCGACAAAAUACCAAUAAAGCUUGUAGACAAACUAAA
This is a messenger RNA of Carassius gibelio (silver crucian carp), 2096 nucleotides long. Its product is annotated as reticulon-1-A. The record is from RefSeq and is a predicted model, not a curated record. The coding region runs from base 187 to 1155 and encodes 322 amino acids. Gene Ontology annotation, cellular component: postsynaptic density; neuron projection. The transcript is spliced from 7 exons. Gene Ontology annotation, biological process: brain development; endoplasmic reticulum tubular network formation; neuron differentiation. Lineage: Eukaryota; Metazoa; Chordata; Actinopteri; Cypriniformes; Cyprinidae.